AAACCCACGAAGAAGGAAAAGGUAAACAAGACCAAGGUAAAAGAUAACGUAAGCCAGGCGCAGGUUGUUGACAUUAAUCAGCUGUCUGCCAUGGCUGCGCAGAUCCGCGCUGUGGUCUCCGCUCCGUGGCUGGCCAACGCCAUCAAGAAUAAACUCGUCGGUCCAAAGCUGCGUAUUCUGGACGGGACCUGGUAUCCGCCGAAAACCAAGCGGGUCGCCAAAGAGGAGUUCAGUCAGAAACACAUCCCGGGAGCGUCGUUUUUCGACAUCGACGCAUGCAGCGAUAAGAGCUCCCCGUAUGUCUACAUGCUGCCGACGUCCAGCGACUUCUCCCGGUACGUGGGAGAGCUCGGCAUCGGGAACGACACCCACGUCGUGGUCUACGACACCAGCGACCUGGGCUCGUUCAGCGCGCCCAGAGUGUGGUGGAUGUUCCGGGUGUUCGGGCUCGGCUCGGUGUCGGUGCUGGACGGAGGCUUGAAGAACUGGCUGGCUGAGGGUCACCCGGUGACCUCCGACUACAGCGAGCCGGAGCGGAGAGACUUCCAGGCGAGCCUGAAUCAGUCCUGGGUGAAGAGCUUCGAGGAUGUUCUGGAGAACAUCAAGACCAAGCAGGUCCAGGUGGUGGACUCCAGGUCUGCUGGCGGGUUCUGGGGAACUGAGCCAGAACCCGCAAAAGAUUCUGUCUCUGGACAUUUCCCCGGAGCAAUCAACAUGCCCUUCACGUCUUUCCUGGAUUCGUCUGGAAAGCAUCUCGGCACCGAGACCCUGGCCAAACUCUUCAAGGAGGCCGGAGUGGACCUGGAGAAGCCUCUCUGGGCUUCCUGCGGGUUUGGAGUCACAGCUUGUCAUGUUAUUCUGGCAGCUCACCGGCUUGGGUACUCUGGGAUCGGGCUUUAUGAUGGAUCGUGGGGGGAGUUUUUCAAAAGGGCCCCUCCAGAGUACAUCAUUUCAGAGAGGGAGGGAAAGAAGGGAUGAUUUAUAUGACCAACUUCCAUUUGUUCUUUGCAAAUAGAAUAUCCUUUAAUUCAAGCUGUGCAUUUUAUUUUAAUGUAAUUUUGUAUAAUUAUGUAGGUGAUGGAAUUUAAAUGUUUAUGAAUGUUAACAGUGAAUGCAUUAACAAGUUCCUCAGUUUUCACACUACAUGUAAAUAUUCUUAAUGUGAAAAUAAUAUAUAAAUAUGUAAUUGAAACCAGAUGUUAACAUGCACUUUAUGAAAAGAUUCAGAACAUUUUAUCUCAUUAUUAUUAUUAUUAUUUUAUUUUUUUAUUAUUAUUUAUUUUUUUAUUUUUAUAUAUCACCUCUGGUAGAAGCAACAUGUAAGGUCACGCGAGGAAGCAAUGUGUUUGAGAAGUGCCUUAAAAAUGACAUCCGUGGUUGCAUCUUCAUGAAGCUCGUCAGAAUUUUACAAAGCCAUGAUAUUGUCAUCGGGCUUUUCCAAAAAGUAUAAAGUCACAGCAAUCUUAGGCUUUUUUUUUUUUUUUCUUUUUUUUUUGAAGAAAGAGAGAAUAAAAGGUUUUCCUUCGUUGUUCCUAACUAAAAAAAA
Molecule: messenger RNA, 1546 nt
Organism: Fundulus heteroclitus (mummichog)
Lineage: Eukaryota; Metazoa; Chordata; Actinopteri; Cyprinodontiformes; Fundulidae
Product: thiosulfate sulfurtransferase
Exons: 2
Coding region: 91-978 (295 amino acids)
Biological process (GO): transsulfuration
Cellular component (GO): mitochondrion
Molecular function (GO): thiosulfate-cyanide sulfurtransferase activity
Source: RefSeq, a predicted model, not a curated record